GCGCGCAGGGGCCGCCCAGCGUCCGACCCGCCCAUUCCGCCGCCGCCGCCGUCGUGCGUGCUGCUCGGCUGAGGGGCUGGGCCUGCACUCUCUCCUCCUUCCUCCCCGCCUCCGGCUGCCGGUAGGGCUCGUCUCUCGCUGCAGCUGCUGGGACCCUGUGCCAUUGCCCACCCCGAGCACGAUGCCCCCCAAAAAGGGAGGUGAUGGAAUUAAACCACCCCCAAUCAUUGGAAGAUUUGGAACUUCACUGAAAAUUGGUAUUGUUGGAUUGCCAAAUGUUGGGAAAUCUACUUUCUUCAAUGUAUUAACCAAUAGCCAGGCUUCAGCAGAAAACUUCCCCUUCUGCACUAUUGAUCCUAAUGAGAGCAGAGUACCUGUGCCAGAUGAAAGGUUUGACUUUCUUUGCCAAUACCACAAACCAGCAAGUAAAAUUCCUGCCUUUCUAAAUGUAGUGGAUAUUGCUGGUCUUGUGAAAGGAGCUCACAAUGGGCAGGGCCUGGGAAACGCUUUUUUAUCUCAUAUUAGUGCUUGUGAUGGAAUCUUUCAUCUAACACGUGCUUUUGAAGAUGAUGAUAUCACACAUGUUGAAGGAAGUGUAGAUCCUAUUCGAGAUAUAGAAAUAAUACAUGAAGAGCUUCAGCUUAAAGAUGAGGAAAUGAUUGGGCCCAUUAUAGAUAAACUAGAAAAAGUGGCUGUGAGAGGAGGAGAUAAAAAACUAAAACCUGAGUAUGAUAUAAUGUGCAAAGUCAAAUCCUGGGUUAUAGAUCAAAAGAAACCUGUUCGCUUCUAUCAUGACUGGAAUGACAAAGAGAUCGAAGUAUUGAAUAAACACUUGUUUUUGACUUCAAAACCAAUGGUCUACUUGGUUAAUCUUUCUGAAAAAGACUACAUUAGAAAGAAAAACAAAUGGUUGAUAAAAAUUAAAGAGUGGGUGGACAAGUAUGACCCAGGUGCCUUGGUCAUUCCUUUUAGUGGGGCCUUGGAACUCAAGUUGCAAGAAUUGAGUGCUGAGGAGAGACAGAAGUAUCUGGAAGCGAACAUGACACAAAGUGCUUUGCCAAAGAUCAUUAAGGCUGGGUUUGCAGCACUCCAACUAGAAUACUUUUUCACUGCAGGCCCAGAUGAAGUGCGUGCAUGGACCAUCAGGAAAGGGACGAAGGCACCUCAGGCUGCAGGAAAGAUUCACACAGAUUUUGAAAAGGGAUUCAUUAUGGCCGAAGUAAUGAAAUAUGAAGAUUUUAAAGAGGAAGGUUCUGAAAAUGCAGUCAAGGCUGCUGGAAAGUACAGACAACAAGGUAGAAAUUACAUUGUUGAAGAUGGAGAUAUUAUCUUCUUCAAAUUUAAUACACCUCAACAACCAAAGAAGAAAUAGAUUUUAGUUAUUACUUAUAAAAAUGUACAACUUCCAAAAGGCAUAUAAUUUUUUUUAAUUAAAAUUUCUGAAAACUGAAGGGACAAAUAAGGUCAGGGAAAUGGGAAUCUUCUACAAACAAAUUAUUUUUGUUUUAAAAUUUAAAUACUAUGUACCUCCAGUGAAAUGCAAGUUCCCUAAAUGUGAACAGCUUUGCUUUUCAUGUGAUUAAGACCCUACUCCAAAUUGUAGAAGCUUUUCAGGAACCAUAUUACUCUCAUGAUACUUCAUUAAUCUCCAUCAUGUAUGCCAAGCCUGACACAUUUGACAGUGAGGACAAUGUGGCUUGCUCCUUUUUGAAUCUACAGAUAAUGCAUGUUUUACAGUACUCCAGAUGUCUACACUCAAUAAAACAUUUGACAAAACCA
Otolemur garnettii (small-eared galago) is the source of this 1779-nucleotide messenger RNA. RefSeq names its product Obg like ATPase 1 (gene OLA1). The coding region runs from base 182 to 1372 and encodes 396 amino acids. Gene Ontology annotation, cellular component: cytoplasm. The transcript is spliced from 11 exons. The record is from RefSeq and is a predicted model, not a curated record. NCBI's taxonomy places the organism in Eukaryota, Metazoa, Chordata, Mammalia, Primates, Galagidae. Gene Ontology annotation, molecular function: ATP hydrolysis activity; ATP binding; GTP binding.